Molecule: messenger RNA, 300 nt
Organism: Lactuca saligna
Lineage: Eukaryota; Viridiplantae; Streptophyta; Magnoliopsida; Asterales; Asteraceae
Source: the annotation of a GenBank genome assembly
AUGACCAAACAAAAUGUUUAUUGCUCACUUGUAUUGAAGAAGUACAAACUCUGGGUAGAAAAGGGACAUCAGAAAGCAGCUUCUUUGAAAACCGUCUCAUUGUUGUUUCCAGAGCUUUGUGCAGAACUCUUUGAUGGAAACAGUGCAUCUGGUAAUCUCAGUUAUGCCACAUCCCAAACACCACCGGGACAGGGAUCAUCUUCUUUCCAUGUCACAUCACUAAAGCUUAUGGAUGCCAUUUCCGUUAACAUAUAUGAAGAUGAUUAUUUUUCUAAUCAUAUUAAUGAGCAUUUUACUUAG